Molecule: messenger RNA, 2226 nt
Organism: Dendroctonus ponderosae (mountain pine beetle)
Lineage: Eukaryota; Metazoa; Arthropoda; Insecta; Coleoptera; Curculionidae
Gene: twisted
Product: protein O-mannosyl-transferase 2
Exons: 13
Coding region: 60-2150 (696 amino acids)
Biological process (GO): protein O-linked glycosylation via mannose
Cellular component (GO): endoplasmic reticulum; membrane
Molecular function (GO): dolichyl-phosphate-mannose-protein mannosyltransferase activity
Source: RefSeq, a predicted model, not a curated record
GAAACUGUGUUAUUCCGCAUUACGAAUUUUCCGUUGCGACUUUGCCAUUAGCAUGAAUUAUGGCAGAGAAAGUGGGCUACAUUCACAAAAGCUAUGGAACGACGGCGACUCUAUUCGCAAUUGUAUGUCUUUUGACUGUGACCACCCGAUUCUAUAAAGUGGAGGAACCAGAUCACGUAUGCUGGGAUGAAACCCAUUUUGGAAAAAUGGCCAGCUGGUACAUAAACCGAACGUUUUUCUUCGAUGUUCAUCCGCCUCUAGGAAAGAUGCUUAUUGGCCUCUCGGGAUACUUAACAGGCUACGACGGGACAUUUGCCUUUGAUAAACCUGGUGAUAAAUAUGAAAAUGCCAGCUACGUUGGAAUGAGAUUGUUCUGUACGAGCUUGGGCGCCUCUGUUGUGCCCAUGGCAUUUCUCACAGUUAAUCAAAUGACCAGCAGCCCAACAGCGGCCUUAUUUUCAUCGUUGCUUAUCUUAUUUGAUGUCGGUCUAAUUACUCUCACCCAGUACAUUCUCUUAGACCCGAUUCUGCUGUGUUUUAUGAUGGGCUCCAUUCUAGGAGCAAUAAAAGUGUCUUAUAACACUGCCGAUGAGUUUUCGCCGCGUUGGUGGAUUUGGCUCAUAUUCACAGGGACAAUGUUGGCCUGUUGCUGCUCCGUUAAGUUUGUCGGCCUAUUUGUGGUGCUCUUGGUCGGCUUAAUCACUAUUGCGGACUUAUGGAAUAUAUUGGGUGAUUUGACCAAACCGGUGGUUGACGCUGUAAAGCAUCUUUGCGCCAGAGCAAUAUGCCUAAUAGCCCUGCCCAUUUGCUUGUAUAUCUGUUUCUUCUAUAUACAUUUAACCGUCCUCAACAGAAGCGGAAAUGGUGACGGUUUUUACAGCUCGGCGUUUCAGUCCCAACUGAUCGGUAACAGUUUGUACAAUGCAAGCAUGCCACAUCAGGUCGCUUUUGGGGCUGUAAUAACGUUGAAAAAUCAGCGAGCUGGCGGAGGCUAUUUGCACUCACAUUUUCAUUUGUAUCCAGAUGGGAUGGGGGCCCGACAACAACAGAUAACCACUUACACGCACAAAGACGACAAUAACAAAUGGAUGAUCAAGAAAUACAAUGCGGAGGAGCUUUCCGAAGGGGAAAUCGUUCGCAGCGGCGAUUUAGUUCGACUGGAACAUGUCGCCACCAGACGAAAUCUGCAUUCGCACAAAGAACAGGCUCCCAUAACGAAGAAACAUUUCCAAGUGACUGGGUAUGGGGAAAACGGAACUGGAGAUGCGAACGACGUCUGGCGCAUAUUAAUCAAAGGGGCCAAAGAUGGUACGGAAGUCACUGCUGUUACCGCCAAAUUGAAGCUGGUGCAUUAUCUGCAGUCGUGUGUCUUAACGACCACCGGAAAGCAACUACCCAAAUGGGCCUACGAGCAGCAAGAAGUUUCGUGCAGCGCUAAUCUUAGGGAUGCGUAUGCUUUGUGGAAUGUCGAGGAGAAUAUUUAUGAUAAAUUGCCCAAUGUGAACUUUGAGGUCUACGCCCCUAGUUUUUGGGAACGGUUUUUGGAGUCGCAUGCAGUCAUGUUUCAAGGAAACGCCGGACUGAAACCGAAAGAAGGCGAAAUCACUUCCAGGCCAUGGCAAUGGCCGAUUAAUUAUAGGGGCCAGUUCUUCUCAGGCGCACAAUAUAGGAUUUAUCUGCUAGGCAAUCCUGUAAUUUGGUGGAGCAAUUUGGUGUUUAUCGCUUUGUUUCUGAUCAUUUUCUUUGUGAACGCCGUAAAGCAGGAAAGGGGCUACUUCAAGUCGUUUUCAGAGCCCAAUAAAAUGAAGCUAAAAGCCUGCGCCUGGUUGUUUCUCGGCUGGCUCCUACAUUACGUGCCCUUCUGGGCCAUGGGGCGAGUGCUAUAUUUUCACCAUUAUUUUCCAGCUUUGCUUUUCAGCUCCAUGCUAACAGGAAUACUCAUGGACUACAUUUUGGACCAAUUCCCAAAAUUAUUUCACGAGCAGCAUACACAUUUUGUCUAUCACACCUGCAUUGGUAUUUUUCUGUCUGUAGUUCUGUACAGUUUUUACUUGUUUGCGCCGUUGGCCUACGGCAUGAAUGGCCCAUCAUCUAACGAACCCAACUCGACUAUGCACGGGCUGAAAUGGAUGGAAACGUGGGAAUUUUAACGCCGUUUUGGCCUUUACGUUAUAUAUUUUUAUGGAAUUAUAUUUUCGAUCAGCUAAUUAAAUGGUCGUACUGAGA